AUGUCUUCCAAUGAUGAGGAGAUUGAGUUCAACUCGCACAAAUGGGUAUGGAUCCCUGACAAAUCCAAAACGUUUGUCAAAGGGUUUGUACUAGAAGAUAAUCUUGAUAGCGGGACGAAAAUGAAAAUUAGAACGGAAGAUGAUAAGGAUAUUAUUGUGAUGAAAGAUGAAGUGGAACCGGUAAACCCUCCUAGGUUCAACAGUGCUGAUGAUAUGGCGGAAUUGACCCAUUUGAACGAACCAUCGGUGCUCUACAAUUUGCAACAAAGAUACAUGAAUGACUUGAUCUAUACUUACUCCGGGCUAUUCUUGGUCGCGGUGAACCCGUAUGCCAAUGUCCCAUUGUACGGGCCAGAUUAUGUGGAUAUGUAUAAUGGAUCGAAUAAAAACGAUAGCAAACCCCACAUUUUCGCCAUCACUGAGCUAACGUACCGGUACAUGUUGGAAAAACAACAGCAUCAGAGUAUUUUGGUAACUGGGGAAUCUGGGGCUGGGAAAACUGAGAAUACCAAGAAGAUUAUCCAGUACCUUGCAGCAAUCACCUCGUCAAUGAAAACUAAUGUGAACAGUUCUGGAGGAGACACCGUCGUGGUGGAAAAUUUCGAAGAUCAGAUCAUCCAGGCUAAUCCGAUUUUGGAAAGUUUUGGGAACGCCCAAACUGUCCGCAAUAACAACUCAUCUCGGUUCGGUAAGUUUAUCAGGAUCGAAUUUUCUGGGAAGGGAAAAAUCUCCGGGGCCAAUAUUGAUUGGUACUUGUUGGAAAAAUCUAGAGUCAUUCAUCAAGCGUCAAAUGAAAGAAAUUACCAUAUUUUCUAUCAAUUGCUUUUAGGGUUGACAAAAUCGGAAAAGGAAAACUUGUACAUUAAUGAGCAUGCCAAUUUCUUCAAUUAUUUGAAAAACGGGAACAUCACCAUUCCUAACGUUGACGAUAAAAAAGAAUUUAGAGACUUGAUCCAUGCUUUCGAAGUGAUGAAUUUUUCUAAAGAAGAAUAUUGGGAGAUUUUCAAAACCGCAGCGAUUAUUUUGUUGAUUGGUAACAUCAACUUCAUCAGCCGAUCCACCGAUAAAGCGAGAUUUUCCGAUGAUUCACCAUUGACUCAACUUUGUGAUUUAUUGGGAAUCGAUUUGGCAGCAUUUAAACAAGCGAUUUUGACCCCAAAAGUUAAAGCCGGUAAAGAAUUUGUCACCCAAAAUAAAACCGCUAGCCAGGCUAAGUUUUCUCUUGAUUCGAUUUCCAAAUCGUUAUAUGAAAGAACUUUCAAGUACAUCGUUGACAAGAUCAACGAUAAAUUGGACCAUUCUUUGAGCACCUCUCACUUCAUUGGGGUGUUAGAUAUUGCCGGGUUUGAAAUCUUCAAACAGAAUUCGUUUGAACAGUUAUGUAUCAAUUACACCAACGAAAAAUUGCAGCAGUUCUUCAACCAUCACAUGUUUGUCCUCGAACAAAAUGAAUAUAUCAAAGAAAAUAUCAAUUGGGAAUUCAUUGAUUUUGGCCAAGAUUUACAAGAUACCAUCGAUUUAAUUGAAUCGAACCAGAAUCCUAUUGGGAUUUUAUCGGUUUUGAACGAAGAGUGUAUUGUUCCAAAAUCAUCAGAUAAAUCAUUUAUCAACAAAUUGAAUACUAUUUGGGCCAGCAGUAUCAGUAGUCGACAUGGUUCGUCGUCAUCAAAGUUCAAAAAAUCACGGUACGAUAACGGGUUCACCGUUAAACAUUAUGCCGGGGAAGUUGACUAUACCACUGAUGGUUGGCUAGAUAAGAAUAGAGAUCCGUUGAACCAAAACGCUGUUGAUUUAUUGAUCAAAGCAUCCAACAAGCACAUUGCGCUUUUGUUUGCUGAUGAGGAAGGAUUAGAUGCAUCAGGGACCACCAACGCCAAAAAGCAAGGUGCUGGUAAAGGAGGGAUGUUCAGAACCGUGGCGCAGCGUCAUAAAGAACAAUUAUCUGACUUGAUGACCCAGUUAUCUAACACCUAUCCGCAUUUCGUGAGAUGUAUUCUUCCAAAUAACAAAAAGAAGCCCCAUGAUCUCGAUAAAAAACUUGUGCUCGAUCAAUUACGGUGUAAUGGGGUGUUGGAAGGGAUCAGAAUCGCCAGAGCUGGGUACCCGAAUCGUAUUUUCUUCAAAGAGUUCUACCAACGUUACAAGUUUCUUGCCAAACAACUCCAAGCAUUUGGCUCAUCUAAUGAUUUCAAGAAGAAUUGUGAAAUCAUUUUGAACGCCAUAGAUUUGGAAGAAUCAGUGUAUAAAGUGGGGUUGACUAAGAUUUUCUUCAAGAAUGGGAUCUUGGCACAAUUGGAAAUCAAGAGGGAGGAAAUCAUCAAGGAUAUAUUUGUGGGGUUCCAAAGUUUAAUUCGUGGGAAAUUGAUCAGAGGAAGAAUCCAAAAAGAAUUGCAAAAAGUCCAGGCGGCCCAGGUGAUUAUGAAGAAUUUCAUGAUCUUCAACGAGUUGAAGAAUAACGAAUGGUAUAAUUUGAUGAUCAAGAUCAAACCGUUAUUGGACUCUUCGAAACAACAAAAGCAAAAGCAAUUGGCAAUGGACCAAGUCAAUAAGUAUAAGGAUCAAAUAGUGGUGCUUGAAGAACAAAAUAAAGCCACUAUCUCAGAAAAGGAGGAAUUAAGCCACGAAUUGAAGAAAUUGAAUGAAGUUUUGAUGACAGAACGUGACCUUUUAUCCGAGAAAGAAAAUAAGCUUCAAGAAACCAAGAAGAAAGAAAUCGAAUUAUCGCAAUCAUUGCAAGCGAAUCUUGGAGAUUCUGCGAAAUUGAAACUGGAAAUUGAAGAAUUGGUGGCUGCCAAAGAAGCAUUGGAUAAGAAAGCCCAAACUUUGGAAUCAGAUCUUGCUAACAAGACCAAACGUCUUGAUGAAAUUGAAAGCCAAAAGAAAUCAUUAUCUGAUGAAAAAGGUCGGUUACAAAAAGAAUUGAACAAAGCCACUUCCAGCAUUGAACAAUACAAAAAGGAUAGUAGUGCCCAAAUUGAAUUGAAAAUUAAGAGCGCCACCACCAGUUUGAACCUUGAAGUAAAGAAACUCACCCUGGAGAAUAAUGAUCUCAAGGAACAACUUGUGAAAUUGAAAGAAAGCUCCACCAAGUUGGAGUUGGCGAGACUGACAAAAACUCGAGAUUUGGAUAAUUUAAAUAAAACUAUCGAGACGCAAAAGGAGCAAAUCAAACUGUUGACCAGUGACAAAGCCAAGAUUUCUGCCGAUCAUGAUGCACUUUUGAAAGAACAUGCUAAAGUUAAAGAGGAAGCGGUGGCGACCCAGGCGAAAUUCAAAAAAUUAGAAUCUGAUGCCCUCGAAGCCAAGAAUUUGUUGAAAAUUAAGAUUGCUGAUGACAUCAAGUUUGAACGAGGCAAGCAAAAAUUCGAUAAUGAGAUUUUGGAAUUGAAGCACGCCAAGAAGUUGAUGGAGAAAGAAUUGGCGGAAUCCAAGCAACAAAACGCGGAAUUGAUGGAGAAACUUGCUAAUCAUCUGGGCAAUGAUGAAGGAAAAUCUACUGCACGAGGAUUAUCCAAUGAGAACGAUAACUCGGGGGUCAAUUUAUUGGCGAUGUCAGGAGAUGAUAAACUUGUUAACGAUUAUAAUUCAAUGAAACUUCAACUUAAUGAGAAAAGUGCAAUGCUCAACCACGAGACUCAACAACGGAAAAAACUUGAAGCCGAAUUGAAGAUCUUUCAAACCAGACUUGCUUCAGAAUCGUUCGAUAAUCAAAAACUCAAUGCGCAAUUGCGGAAAUUGAAACGUAAUUCUCGAAUCGGAUACAUUCAAGAAACCAGUUUCAACAAUGAUUUCUUGAACGGUAGCAGUUCUAACAGUAGUGAACAUGAUAUCGAGGAAGAAGAAUUGUUGAUGAAGAAAAACACCAUGUUACAAAAAGAGAUUGAUCAUUUGAAGUUAGAGUUGGCCAAGAGAUCAGAAAACGGAAUGGAUUUAUUACCAAAGAAGAUGAAGAGCGUUAAAGGGGCGUCGAGUGGUAAUGGUCAUCUUAUUAGUAAAUUCAACAACUUGGAUAAUCAAGAUGAUUCUCGUAGCAUUUACAAGAUCAAAUUCGAGAAUGCCGAUGCGAAGGUCAAGAGUUUGGAAAAACAACUCCGGGACUUGAAUUACGGUGGUCCAUUGAGAGAAAAUAUGAACAUUCAAAAUGCCAAUUAUGAUGUUGAUUCUCAAGAAUUGAUGAAAAAGUUGAAGAUGGUCAAGCAAGAAAACUCUCGUUUGCAACGGAUUUUGAACGAUAUGAAGAUGAGUAAUGACCAUGAUAGAUCAUUUGAUGAUGGGGAAACCAGCAAAGAGUUCAUUCUUCAAGAAGAAUUGGUCACCAGUCGUUUGAGACUUGAAUCAUCCCAAGGGAAAGUCGAUGAAUUGACAAGACAAGUGAAUUUAUUUAAAGAACGAUCGGAAGAAUAUUUCAAUAAAUUGGAAAUUGCCGAACAUGCGGUGCGGUCUUCCAAACGUGGGGAAACCAAGGCCAAGCAAGAGUUACAAGAGGUUGCUGCGGCAUUGAGUAAUUUGAAACAAGGUGAAAGAUCAUCAGAGACUCAGGUUGCUAAGAUGAAAUUGAAAAUCAACCAAAUGGAAGCAAAAGUCCAAUCGAAAGAAGGAGAAAUCAGAAGAUUAAGAGCCACUCAGCAAACUUUGACUGAAGAAUUGGAACAUUAUCGAUUCAAAUUAGUGACAGAUUCGAAAUCCGAAAAGGACAGGAAAUUCGAUGAGCUCAACAAGAGAUUGAAAGAGAAAUUGAUUUUGGAAACCAACUUGAAAAAAGACCUUCAAGUGGCCAGAAUGUUGCUUGAAAAUACUGCUGCCGAAAAAGAGGCCCAAGAAGAAGAAUUGGCAGCAUGGAGAAAAGAUCAGUCCAAGGUUACUGAUAGGCUUACUACUUUGGAAGCCGAUAAUGCGAGAUAUAGAUCUUUGGAUAAAGGUAACAAGAAGAAACUUGAUUCGUUGUUACAACAGAUCAAUACUCUCCACGAAGCCAUGGAUAAAAUGAUUAGUGAAAGAGAGUUGAUUCAAAGAGAUAAAAGAAUCCUUGAGGAUAAGAUUGAAGAAUUAUCGAAUGGACAUGAUACCAAUGACGCAAUGAACUCGGUAUUGCAUCAACAAAAACAAGAAAUUGAAAGAAGUAGAAAAGAGCUUGAGCUUCAUUAUCGGGCCCAAAAGGUGUUGAAGAAAGAAUUGAUGGACGAAAAGGAGAACACUUUGAUGGUGAUUGAGGAAAACAAGGGACUAGGGAAUUUGAUCAAAGAACUUCAAGGAUCAAUCAAAGAAUUUGAACACUCUAAAAAAACUGAUGGCGGGGACCAUGAAUUCUAUCUCCGAAGAAUCCAGGAAUUGGAAGGUGAGGUAAACGAUUAUCAACAACAUGAGGAGAAUUUCCUCAUCAUGGAACGGUUGAUAAAGGACCUCAAGAUCAAGUUGGAAAAUGUCGAAAAAGAAAAUGAUGACUUGAUGAAGGAAAACCAAGACGUGUUGUCGAAAUCGGAUCAAUUGAAAGAGAUGAUUGAUCAGUUAGAAGAGAGCGAGCUGCAAGCCACUUUGAAUUACCGUAGAGUGGAAAGAGCUUUGAAAGAUCAAAAGGAAGCCAAGAUGAGAUCGGAAAUGGAUUUGAUUAAUUGGAAGAAUAAAUUGAGCAAGUUCGCCAAUAGAAAGUGA
This is a messenger RNA of Saccharomycopsis crataegensis, 5649 nucleotides long. It is a transcript of the gene MYO1, whose product is annotated as myosin 1. The coding region runs from base 1 to 5649 and encodes 1882 amino acids. Gene Ontology annotation, cellular component: vesicle; cytoplasm; myosin complex. The record is from RefSeq and is a predicted model, not a curated record. Gene Ontology annotation, molecular function: microfilament motor activity; ATP binding; actin filament binding. Gene Ontology annotation, biological process: vesicle transport along actin filament; actin filament organization. The transcript has a single exon. Lineage: Eukaryota; Fungi; Ascomycota; Saccharomycetes; Ascoideales; Saccharomycopsidaceae.